AUGUCUAGGCUCUUGCCAUUAGUUCUGGGUUGUCUGCAUCUGGUGAUGGGAGGUCCGGCUGUGACGCUGCAGGACUUGGAAGUGGCAGAUGAUACUGUAUCCGUCGGCUCUUAUAUACGGGAAGUGAGGGCAGCCGCGCCUGAUGACUGGCACAAAUCAUACGAGAACGAAGGUGAUGGUGAAAUCGGUUACUCUCGAAAGAAGUCUGGAGGCGGCAAAAAGGGCUACCAACACUUCGACUCCUUCCACAAAAAGGCAGGCGACAACUACGAAUUUGAGAAGCAGGAUUCCUACGGUCUCGAUCAGAAAGAGCAAGAUGGCGCUUACAGCAAUCGCGAUGAGAGGAAAGUUGAGCAAAAAAGACGACGACCUGAAGAUGUUGAAAUAAUUGGUCACGAUGAAGAUAAAGCAGAAAUUGAACAUGAAGACUUAAAAGAGGGCGCUCCUGAUGGCAACGGUGGAAUAGAAGCUCAUGGACAUGACCCCAGGGACUACGUUCUUCCAGAAAAAUACACGUACGGUUCAGAAGAAGAAGACUAA
Messenger RNA from Amyelois transitella, 540 nucleotides. RefSeq lists its product as uncharacterized. NCBI's taxonomy places the organism in Eukaryota, Metazoa, Arthropoda, Insecta, Lepidoptera, Pyralidae. The record is from RefSeq and is a predicted model, not a curated record. The transcript is spliced from 4 exons. Bases 1 to 540 code for a protein of 179 amino acids.